GGGCAUGGCCAGGGAGAGCCUCCUCGACUGCCUCGCCUUCGCCGGCGCCUGGCUCGGCCACGGCCGGAAAGGGCACUGGCACGGGAAGAAGAAGAAGCUGCCAUACUGCGUGGCUCGGAUGAUCGGGAAGCAAAUGGGCGUCACGGGGCUCUUCGCCGGCGUGGCGAAGGACGUUAAUAACGGGGGCGGCGGCAUUGUGGGAAGGGAGGAUGAUUGCAUGCCGCGAUGCAGCGGCGACGACGGUGAUGAGGAUGAUAGUGACGAUGAAAAUUCGGAGGAUGAUGACGUUUUCGAUCGUGAUGGUGGAAGCGAGGUCGACGAAUUUGCCGGGACUAAACUGGAUUUCUAUAGAUCAGGUAAGGGUUUGCCUAUCAUGGCGGAAGAGACUUGGAGGAGCAGAUUAGCCCGGGGGAAGAAGAAGAUGCAUGUGUGAAGUUUAAACCGCUUGUUAUCUCAUGAUCCUCGAUCAGUCGAACCAUUUUAAGCUAUGCGGAUAUAAUUUCAGUUCUUAGCUGGCUGCCAGGUUAAAUUAGCUAGCUAUACUUGAUUGGUGAACUGGCUAUAUUUUGAUGUGGAGGAUCACCGUAGACUUUGCAAUUUAAGGUCACCAUGAUCAACUGCUGCUCUUUUGUAGGACUUGCCUGUUUGUUGUUAAUCAUGAGGAUGCAUGCAUGUAUGCCUUAAAACAUUUCGUUUAGAAAGCUACGGUAUUUGGCAUUAA
Molecule: messenger RNA, 721 nt
Organism: Brachypodium distachyon (stiff brome)
Lineage: Eukaryota; Viridiplantae; Streptophyta; Magnoliopsida; Poales; Poaceae
Exons: 2
Coding region: 5-433 (142 amino acids)
Source: RefSeq, a predicted model, not a curated record